This is a messenger RNA of Penicillium samsonianum, 300 nucleotides long. RefSeq lists its product as uncharacterized. The transcript has a single exon. Lineage: Eukaryota; Fungi; Ascomycota; Eurotiomycetes; Eurotiales; Aspergillaceae. The record is from RefSeq and is a predicted model, not a curated record. Bases 1 to 300 code for a protein of 99 amino acids.
AUGCCCAUAUCCAUCUUCGACUCCAAUGCUAGCAACCAUUUACCCCAGAAUGCCAUGGAGGCCUAUACUCACGCCAUGCAGGCGCAUACCCAGUCCCAGAUAUCGUCUCUUGAUGGUCUGAGCGAAAGUCAUGGAACCAGCAGCAGGGACUCCGGUAAUGUCCCCACCAGCGGUGUGCUACACCAAGGCUCUGGUCCUCCCAUGCAGCUAAGACUGAAGAAGUCGGACGGCAAGCCUGCAACGACACAGCAUGCACUCAAGCUUAGCUUAUACAACGAUUUUUACGCGAAGCCGGCAUAG